This is a messenger RNA of Pseudogymnoascus verrucosus, 3844 nucleotides long. RefSeq lists its product as uncharacterized. NCBI's taxonomy places the organism in Eukaryota, Fungi, Ascomycota, Leotiomycetes, Thelebolales, Thelebolaceae. The transcript is spliced from 2 exons. Gene Ontology annotation, molecular function: protein dimerization activity. The record is from RefSeq and is a predicted model, not a curated record. Gene Ontology annotation, biological process: positive regulation of transcription by RNA polymerase II; SREBP signaling pathway. Bases 318 to 3275 code for a protein of 985 amino acids.
AGUGAUAUCAUGUGAUAUAUAGCGUCUAGAACAGGCCUUAUUCCUUUACACGUAUGCGAUUGGACAAUUCAAAUAGCGCACUGACGGUGUCACCAUCGUCCCUGGCGUGGUCCCUUCGCCACCAACCCAGGACGAUGGUCUAGUGCGUGGACUGGCCUGAUACCAUCAGUCCACCUUCGGCACCAACCAACAUGCGGGGCCGACCAGACAAGUAGUCAAUAGAAUAGACCCUCGAAUACCAUUCUCUUCAUUUUUGCUUCUCUCCAUAUUUUCCCAUCUUUCUCGGCCAACGCGCAUCUCGAGACGGGUUCUGUACAAUGGAAACCCCCCAGAGCCUUGGUGAUGAGGCUACGGAGCACGGUCCUGUUGCCUUGGAAGAGGAUGUGAAUAUCGCGUUCUUCUCGAACACUAGCCGCUGUUCCACAUCGUCGAGAACACGUUCAACAUAUACUGCUUCAUCGGAUUACAGCCAGCGGUUUCCCUCUUCGGCCACGUCCGUCGACUUGACGACAGAUUUAGAUGGUAGAGAUCCAGCUACUGCGUGGCAUCCGUUACCGAGGGAUACGACUACUGCAACAACAUCUCCGUCGUUCUUCGAUUGGAACAAUUGGGAGGAUUGGACACAAUGGGGUGGGGACAACGAUCUGCUAAGAUCACCUACCCCUCUAGCGACCGACGAUGGAACGUCUUACCCCGAGUUUUUUCCCCACUCGGCAACGGCAACGGGCGAAGCAAUAACGCCAAUCGAUCGUAACUCGAGCGAUGGUGGGUCACCUCUCGGAUGCACCCAUGUGUCUCCCAGUGAGAGCCUGCUGCCACCUGCAGAUUUCAUCCCGCAAUGGACAGAAGAAUAUCUGAACUUGGACUUUCUAGGGGGAUCCCAACUCCGUACGGUUACGGACACUUGCCUGAAUCCCCAAUUCGCGCGAUCUUCUCAAACCAGUCCGCCACACAGCAGUGAUCUCACUGAACAGAGUCUGUUUUCCACGAGCCGUGACGGCUGGGCCCCGUCUGCAACAUCGCCUGAACCGAGUCAUAAUAUACCAAACAAUAAGCGGAAGCCUUCAGUCAGCGAUGAUGAGGCUGGUUCAACUUCUGCAGGUCGCAAGCGUUUGCCGAGAGCGAAAGCAGCCCAUAAUAUCAUUGAAAAGAGAUACCGGGCGAACCUCAACGAUAAGAUUGAUGCACUUUGCAAUAGGUUACCAAACCUGAAGGCUAAGUAUAAUAAAACUCAUCAGGGCAGCGGGCAUAACGAGGAUGAAUAUGAGAACGUCAACAAUGAUCAUGGAUCGAAAGGGCAGAAGAUCAAUAAAGCGGUGGUCUUAUCAGAAGCAGCUGACUAUAUCCGAGAGCUAGAGGAACGUAUCAAGAAACAUAACGACCAGAUGGCGACGAUGCAAAUACGACUCGAUGUCUUUAAAGCGCUGGCGGCUACAAAAUCACCAGAAAUAGAUACUGGCCGACACCAAGAGCCACUACAGUGGAGAGGAAUACGUGGGAAUGCAGCACAUCUACAAUACCAAGCGAAUACUGCGACGACCAACCAGGCUUCCCCACCCAGUCGUGAUGUGCGCCUUGCCGGUAGGCAGAAUACCAGCCGUGGCGGAUACAUGAGCAAGUUCAUGGUGGGUUCAUUAGCUGGUCUCAUGGUCAUGCAAGGUUUGGGUGAAAAUGAGCAGGCCUACGACGGGCCUUCAGCUCGCGGUCUUUUCAGUCUGCCAACUGAAUACAUCGGGCAGCUAGGGGACAUCAUAUGGUCACUGGGUCCGUCGAAUGCUGUCGAAUUUGCUUUGUUACUCCGAAGCUUCCACACCGUAUUCAAAGUCCUCCUGUUGUUCGGUGCCGUCAUUUAUAUUAUCUCUCCGUCCUUCUUCGACUCGAAGCUACAGGAAAAAGUAAAGGCUGUACCAUACCUCGCACCUAAGUCUGCUCUGCCACUAGGAUCACCGGUAGAAGUUCGACGCAGCGCCUGGCUUACUGCCAUUCAGACGGUCUGGGUUCCACAAAAUAGCCUUCUGCAACAACUCGCAGCCCUGCUGUUGAAGUCUCUGAACCUAGGGAUCCGCAAAGUCGUUGGAUGGCAUGGAUACGCAAUGUUGACUGGUGCAACUGAAGAGCAGGAAGUGGCACGAAUUAGGGCAUGGGAAAUCGCAAUUGAUGCGCAGCUUACUGGCGGCGACGCUGAGAUCAAUUUGAGUCGACUAGCCUUAACGAUUCUAGCUUCCGAAACGCUUCCCGUAACACCCUAUCGACUUAUGCUCAAAGCCCUCCACAUUCAUGUCCUUCUAUGGGAGCUUUCUAAUAGCAAGCUUCGCGGGCGGUACUUGUGCAGGACCUUUGCUAUGAAGUUCGCAAGAUAUCAGUGGGUGAAAGCGAGGAAGCUCCAUAACCGAAUCAGCUUAUCACUGCCAUUAAACGACACAUCUAGAUCGGACGCGCUGCCAGAUUAUUUGGCUAAUUUACUAGAUCUCGACAUUGACACCGUCAUGCAGCACAGAGUGGUGCAACGGGCACACAAUCUUGCUUGGGAUAGGCCAACCGACAACAAGGUAUCCGAUUGCACUGAUGGCAUGAACACUGUCAUCAAUGACACUGCUAUAGGUUCUCCGUUAGAUGCUCUUUCUGCGUGGUGCUCAUGUGUUAAACUUCACAAAGCGCUAGUCAACUUUCUCCGGUCGAGAACUGGCCUUGCGGACAGCAAUGCUGACUUCCAACAUGAUCUUGAUCUCGCCCUAAAGAUUUCCCCCACUGGGUCUUUAGUUCAAGGCUACAGUGUUGUUGCUUGCGCAGUACUACUAAACGAGCAUCGGGGUGCUAAUAUUGCUGCCGCUCUUCAAGUUCUACCGCCGCUGUCGAAAUCCGGCACUUGCGUUCCAACAAUGGCUGAUGCUAUUUUAUCCAGUUCUAUAAAUUCAGAGACUCAUCCUGAGCUUCGCCUAGCUUUGCAAUAUGCCAUGGCUGUUGCGCUCCUGAAGCGUGCGCAAUAUAAGAAAGAAGCAAUCGCCUUAAUCAGAAACAUUCACAUAUAUGACAAUGAUUUUGGCCUCCUUGGUUUCACGGCUGCAUACAACUGGUUAGACACAGCAUUUCGGGAUAAUGCUCUCGAAAAUGAGACUAGGGGAGCAUUAGAGAACGUUGCAGGUGCUCUGAAGCUGUGGAUGAGCGGGACACAGGGUAGGAACAGUGGACUGGGAAAGAAUGUCAAAUGUGAGAUAGCGAUGCUAUGUGUUGAUGUGUUAAGUUGGUUGGUCGGGAUGAGGGACACACGUUGCUGAAUGACCAGGGCUGCGGGUCUCAUGCAUACAUGUCUAGCUUAUUGCCGCUGAACUAUUCGCGUCCAGAGUCCGCGCGAAGUGACAGUACCUUCUUCGGUGAUGUAACUGCCGUAAAUAAUAAUACUGAUAAUGCCAAACCCGUUGGGAAACCGGGCCGAGCUCUGGGAGAUUCCGGGUUUUUGGCCCUGAAAAGCUGGUAAUCCUCACCGUAGGGCCAGCUCUCCCCGUGGUACUCACUAGGGCUAGUAGAGGCUCUGCACUGGAAACAGUAGACUACUCAGUGGUUUCGGGGGUCAUAGCAGACUCUUCAAAGCCUAUAAACCACUGCGUAGGCCCAUUUGAAUGGAUAGAAUAACUCAAUUGAUCACUGUAUGUAUUACUACGCCAUAUACUAGCUUCCGUUUUGCCAGAAGGGAUAUUUUAGGCCACCGGAGAAUUACACCGUGUGUAGAUCCCCCCCGUAUCCUGGAAAUAUCUAAUAAAACCUGUUAAACCGACCAUCUAGUCACGUGCUUAACCAUCGAAAGGGAUGGUUAAGCACGCUUUCAUCAACCUACCGUAGACAGCAA